This is a messenger RNA of Laetiporus sulphureus 93-53, 384 nucleotides long. RefSeq lists its product as uncharacterized. NCBI's taxonomy places the organism in Eukaryota, Fungi, Basidiomycota, Agaricomycetes, Polyporales, Laetiporaceae. Bases 1 to 384 code for a protein of 127 amino acids. The transcript is spliced from 2 exons. The record is from RefSeq and is a predicted model, not a curated record.
AUGAUCAAGGAUUUUGACUUCCAGCAUGGAGAUCUAGUCUUGGUUCAGCAUACGCAGAUCGAGAAGGCACUCAAUCGGAAAAUGAGACUGCACUAUAUUGGGCCUUAUAUUGUGCUGUUUCACAAUCGGGGAGGAGCAUACGUGCUCUCAAGGAAGAAGAUUACGAUUGCGGAAGAAAUGUUGGACGCAUCGGAAACCAGAUUGAAGGAGAUGCACCAGUCGGACGACCAAGAAGAAGAGGAAUCAGAUGGAAAACAAGAAGAUGAGGAGUCAGGAGAUGAAGACGAAGGACCGCAAAACCAGUACGAUGCAAACGAGUUGGAAAAGGCAAGCAUAGGGAUCCGAACUAAUUAUUCAAUUAUAUAUAAGCAAGGACUCAGCUAG